Messenger RNA from Ciona intestinalis (vase tunicate), 1314 nucleotides. RefSeq names its product 4-formylbenzenesulfonate dehydrogenase TsaC1/TsaC2-like. Lineage: Eukaryota; Metazoa; Chordata; Ascidiacea; Phlebobranchia; Cionidae. The record is from RefSeq and is a predicted model, not a curated record.
GCAUUAUAUAUUUACAUAGUUUCACAAGAUUCAUUUUUGUAAUUUAUUUACAACUGAAAAUCAAUUACAAAAACGAAGAUAUAAAAAAGCCAAUGGAUAUUUUGUGGAGCAAUUCAUGAUCUAAUUAUUCGUAGAUUAUCACAUAAAUCGUGAAAGCACAGCAAAGAAAACAGAAACAAUUGUAAAACUGAUUUAUGUUAUCAAAACGCGUGUCUUUGUUUGAAUAGGCUAUAGCGUUUGUGCAAUGUCGUGACAUACCGUAGAGCCCUGGUGUAUGUGUCGGAAGCUCGUUUAGUUAAUUAGGUCUGUUAAUAUCAAAAACGUGAUGAUAUGCCAAUCUUGUUGCAAACGUUUCAUGCUUUUCGUGAUUGAUAUUGCACGAACGAUUUUUUUCCGUGGCUAAGAAAUAUUUGGUUUAACGGUUUAAAUGGUGACUAUAUACUACUAUAAGAAGUGCUAUAAAGGGGAUUUAAAUAAACGUAUUUACAGAUUAUAGAAACGUUUUUGAAACAAUUUUGAUUCUGAUAGCCAUAUAUGUUUCUAAUGGACGAAAUGAAAAGCAAAGUUGUUCUAAUUACUGGAGCGUCCAGUGGAAUUGGCGAAGGAAUAGCUCAUGCCUUUGCCAGAAAAGGAGCAUCUGUAUCACUGUGUGGACGAAAUGCAGCGAACUUGGCAAAAGUUGCAGAAAAAUGUGUUUCCGAAGGCGCAACAAAGGCUUUAGAAAUUGUAGCAGAUUUAACGAAACUUGGAGAUAUGGAACGGCUGGUGGAUGAAACGGUUGCAAAACUUGGUCAGAUUGACGUACUUAUCAAUAACGCUGGUUACUGCUGCGCUGGUGGAGUAGAAGACGCUACUGUUGCGGAUUUCGACAUGGUGUUUUCCGUGAAUUUAAGAGCGCCUUAUUAUUUGAUUCAGCGGUGUAUACCACAUUUGAAAAAGACACAAGGUUGUGUAAUCAAUACAUCCAGCACAUAUUCGUUGAUUUGUAGACCGGAUACGACACAUUACAGCUUGACAAAAGUUGGUCUCGACCACCUUACCAGAUGUGCAGCAUUGGAUCUGGGAAAAUAUGGGAUUCGCGUCAACAAUGUGAACCCUGGAUUGGUAAUAACACCAAUCCAAGAAACCUUCGUUCCUCGUGAUCAGCUUGCUGCUUUCUGUGAAGAGUUUAGAAGUAGAACUCCUCUCAGAGGUGAAAUGAUGACCACACAUGAGAUUGCGGAUGUUGUGAUCUUCUUGGCGUCAUCCGGAGCAAAAUGGAUCACUGGAACGUGUAUUCCGGUUGAUCAAGGACGCUUUUUGAUGGGACAUUAA